GGAUGGGAAAAUGCUGCAUGCAUAUGCACUGUAUUUGAGAGGAUGCUGUAAUGUAAUGCAAGAUUUACAGUAUUUGGAGGAACUUGAUAUCCCAUCGAACCUAAGGCUAAUUACAUCCAAACUACCCUACAAACUCAGAGAAGGGUGGCGAAGCACAGCUUAUGAGACACAACAGAGAACCGGCAGGAGAAUCAGAUUUCACAACUUUAUGGAUUUUGUGGAAAAGCAUGCCAAGAUGCUUUUGGAUCCGUUGUUUGGAGACAUUCAGGACCAAAUAACAAUGAAAAGGCCUCUUCCAAGAAGCACAAGUGAAUUAAAACCAAUCAGCCAAAGACACAGCAGCUUUGCUACUUCAGUAGCUGUGAAUACAAAGCCAGCAGGAUGCACUGUAAAACAAUCAUCUGUUCCACAACAACCUGCUCAAACCACACCCAGUGGUAUCAUCCCUUCAUGUGGAUAUUGUCAUGGCAAACAUGCUCUGAUUGACUGCUCACAAUUCAAAACACAGUCACAUGACAAGGUUGAAUUUUUAAGAAGGCAAGGAUAUUGUUUUGGUUGCCUACUAAAAGGUCAUUUAAGCAAAAAUUGUAAAAGAAGAUUAAUGUGUCAUGUUUGCAAAAUGAAACAUCCUACUGUACUUCAUAUUCCAAGUGAAAAAGGCCCAAGACAGGAAAAUCAAGCAAAGUCCACUGCUGAGACAGAAGAAACCCCUAUAAGCAGUACUCUUGUUUCAGCCGGUGAUGCAACCGGGGCCGGGAAAGACUGUGCACCUGCAAUCAUGCCAGUCAGAGUUAAGACGGCAAUCAUGGAGGACGACUGUGUGUGUACUUACGACUCGACCUGGGACACAGAGAGUGAUGGAGAGGACCAGGCCGCAGAUGGUCAACAUCGUCGAUCUAGUCUAGACAAAUAUAAAUCUGGAUACCCUAAUCUUGCAGAUGAAGAGUACUCAGAGGACAAAAUGAAGAAUUUGCAGUUUUACCUCAAUAAAUUCCCCUCUUCACCUGAUAAUGUCUACAUUGAAUCGUUCCUCAAAGAAUGGAAGAAUGACUACAAAAAGCUGGAAAGUGUUCUCUCAUACAUUCAGUGGCUGUUUCCACUCCGAGAACCAGGGGUAAACUACAUGGCGUCUGAACUCACCAAGAAGGAAAUUGAGGCCUUUAAGGGUAAUGAUGAUGCGAAAAAGAGGCUAGUGGAGUCCUAUGAACUCCUGUUGGGCUUCUACGGCGUCCGCCUGGUUAACAAAGAGACGGGUGAAGUGACACGAGCAGACAACUGGAAAGAGCGCUUCAGGAACCUUGAGCAGAACAUGCACAACAACAUGCGCAUCACUCGCAUCUUAAAGAGUCUGGGCGAGCUAGGAUUUGAGCACUAUCAGGCACCGCUCGUUCGCUUCUUCCUCGAGGAGACUCUGGUCAAGAAAAACCUCACCAGUGUUAAACACAGCGUACUUGACUACUUCCUGUUUGCGAUUCUGGAUAAACAACAACGCCAGGAGUUGGUGAGCUACGCCUACCUUCACUUUGAACCAAAGGAUACAUUUGUGUGGUGUCCCAGGAAGAUUCAGAGGCAGUUUAAGAAGUUCAGAAAGAAAGAAAAACAUCGGCAUUCCUCCUCUUCUUCUUCCACAAAAGACCAUUACGAAGAUAAAGAAAAAUCACGGACUCCACCAAGGACAAGACCAUGGACAAUGGAACAAGGAAACAUAUAACAAGACCAUGGACCAUGGAACAAGGAAACAUAUAACAAGACCAUGGACCAUGGAACAAGGAAAUAUAUAACAAGACCAUGGAACAAGGAAACACAUAACAAGGCCAUGGACCUAAGACCAUGGAACAAGUAAAGACAUUUCCAGAUGCCAAAGGCUUUGUAAGAAGUGUUUUGGUUAAAACCAAGACCAACACAGUUCAACGACCAAUAGAUGAACUCUGCCUGCUAAUGGAAGCAGCUUGAUGGACUGAGGGGGGCUUCGGUUCUCCAGCCUCGAUGACCGCUUCAGAUAUGACUAUGGACUUUGAUGAGACUUGACUAAUAACUCAAGUAACUUAAUUAAUUUUGAAUUUGAAGAACAUAAUUGUUUGGAUUAUACUGUUCUAUUAUGGCUCCUGUGAAUAUUAUUAUUUAUGUAAUUGUUUUGCUAAAGCACACAAUUAGGGGCCGGGGUGUUGGAGCCAGUUGGAGUCUAUCUAUAUUAUUUAUUUAUUAAUUGUUUGACAAUGAAAUCAAAUAAUGUCAAGAAUGAUGUUAAUGAAUUAUUGGAUGUUUUAGAUUUCAUUGUGAUUGACUGAUUGUUUUCAGCUGCUCACAAUCCUACUGGUGAGCCACUUCCUCCUCCUAUAAUUAAGAAGACAGGACAACUGGGUGCCCUUUGUCUGUCUAUCAUGUUGAAGGAGUGAGGAGUGAAACAGUUUGUUUACCACUAAACAAGUUAUUUUGAAGCCACGCUAAACAAGUUCUUUUGAAGCAACAAGUUAUUUUGAAGCCACGCUAAACAAGCCACGCUAAAACAAGUUAUUUUGA
Messenger RNA from Entelurus aequoreus (snake pipefish), 2520 nucleotides. Its product is annotated as opioid growth factor receptor-like protein 1. Lineage: Eukaryota; Metazoa; Chordata; Actinopteri; Syngnathiformes; Syngnathidae. Gene Ontology annotation, molecular function: opioid growth factor receptor activity. The coding region runs from base 11 to 1711 and encodes 566 amino acids. The record is from RefSeq and is a predicted model, not a curated record. The transcript has 2 exons. Gene Ontology annotation, cellular component: membrane.